CAACUAUCGGCUUAGUUGGCCUCAGCUCUAUAUACUCACGUGAUUGCGCAUAUAUACGCAAAUGCUUAAACUAGAGCGAGAUUAGUAGCGUGGCAAAUGGGACACAGAGCAAUUACACUCACCGGCAGAGUAUGUGCAAUGAAAGGUGAAAGUGCCGAGCGAGCACGUGCUUGUUUUGUUGCUCGCCGAUGUUGACGACCACGCAGAGGACCUUGUCUUUUGUUACAACUCGCUCUUGCCUCACCCCCGCCAUCAGUUACGGAAUAUAUCGAGUGAGUAAGCCGCAAGGAUGGACAACAAUAAGGAAUGUAAAUACCUGUUUGACUAUAGCAAGCAUGUUUAUGAAGAUGGAGGCAAUGCCUUGCAAGAGCUCAGCACCAACAAACAUCUCAGCACUUGUAUUAUUGAUAUCACUGGAAUGACUUGUAUGUCUUGCGUUAACAGUAUUACAGAGCAAAUAUCUAAGAAAAAUGGAAUUGAGAAGAUAUUUGUUAGUUUGGAGACACAUGAUGGAACUGUGUCGUAUGAUCCAAAUUUAAUAACUGCCGAGGAAAUAGCAGAUGCUAUAGAUGAUAUGGGCUUUGGAGCUGCUGUUAAGAAAGUUAACGAUGAUGUUUACAUAACAGAUACUCUGUCAAUCAGGAUAAACGAUAAUUUACCAGCUAUAGAUCUUCAGCAAUUGAACCAGCAGCAAGUUAUUGAGAAAUGUUUUCUACAUAUAGAUGGUAUGACCAGCUCUUCUUGUGUUACAGCUAUCGAGAAGCGAUUGAAGAAACUGCUCGGGGUUCAAAAUAUUUUAAUAUUCUACGCAAGCGGUAAAACUGAAGUAGAUUAUGAUAGCAAUGUUAUAAGACCAGCUGAUAUAGCUGAAAGAAUAAUAGACUUGGGAUUUCCUUGCAUGCUCAUAAAUGAGAAGGGCUCACAGAUCAAGGAAGUAGAAUUACUUCUGUCAGGCAUGACUUGUUCUUCCUGUGUCAACAAGAUAGAAAAAACUGUCAAGCAGUUGCCAGGUAUCCAGUCUGUCAUGGUAUCACUUGUAACAAAACGUGGCAAGUUUAAUUAUGAUCCUAGUAAAAUAAAUAUAGAUAAUAUCAUAGAGUGUAUAAAGAAAUUAGGAUUUGAUGCAUCUAUGAAAAGAAAUGAAGCUGAGAAUAGGCAAUACUUGGAUCACAGAUUGGAAAUACAUAAGUGGAGGAACUCAUUCUUAAUCUCGCUUGUUUUUGGAGCUCCAAGCAUGAUUGCUAUGGCAUACUUUAUGUCAACUAUGUCUACUAUGAGCGAAGAAGAAAUGUGUUGUGUACUUCCUGGUUUAUCUUUAGAAAAUCUAAUUUCGUUUAUUUUGUCAACCCCAGUACAGAUCUUUGGAGGGUGGCACUUUCAUAUCCAAGCGUAUAAAGCCAUUAAACAUGGAGCAAGCAAUAUGGAUGUUUUGAUAUCAAUGACUUGCACAAUCUCCUAUGUUUAUUCAGUUAUAAUACUUGCUAUCGCAAUGGUUAUGGAAGAAGUAACCAGUCCAAAAACAUUUUUUGAUACACCCCCAAUGCUUUUAGUUUUCGUCAGUUUAGGUAGGUGGUUGGAACACAUUGCCAAAGGAAAAACGUCGGAAGCACUUUCCAAAUUAUUGUCACUACAAGCAUCCAAUGCAGUAAUAGUAACGCUAGGAUCUGAUCAUGAAAUUUUGACAGAGCGUUUAGUGAAAAUCGACUUUGUUCAGCCAGGAGAUAUUUUGAAAGUUAACGAAGGUAAUAAAGUGCCGGUGGACGGACAAGUUUAUAUUGGCAACUCGUCGUGUGACGAAAGCUUGAUUACUGGCGAAAGUAUGCCUGUGCCAAAAAAAGAAGGUUCUAUUGUUAUUGGAGGUUCUAUUAAUUUAAGUGGCCCGUUGUACAUUAAAGCGACGCACACUGGAGAAAAGACUACCUUAGCCCAGAUUGUGCGUUUAGUCGAAGAAGCACAAAUGAGCAAAGCUCCAAUACAGCAGAUCGCUGAUAAAAUUGCCGGAUUUUUCGUUCCUUUCGUAGUAUCUGUAUCGAUUUUAACGCUCGUCGCCUGGAUUAUUGUUGGUUACAUUGACACUAAAUAUAUAAGCUUGAUGAGCGAAGAUCACAACCAUCACGCGGGUAGAAAUAAAGAUGAAAUGAUAUUUCAAAAUGCAUUUAGGAGUGCGUUAUCCGUAUUAGCGAUAGCUUGCCCUUGUGCGCUAGGUCUUGCCACACCGAUUGCCGUGAUGGUUGGUACGGGAGUAGGUGCUAUCAAUGGCAUUCUCAUCAAGAGCUCUGGCGCUCUAGAGAACGCCCACAAGAUCAAUUGUGCUGUUUUCGACAAGACAGGAACCAUAACGAAAGGCUUUCCGACUGUUACUAAUAUAAGUUUAUUUACCAAUAAUGGUGCAUUUAAUAUAGGAAAAAUAUUAGUUAUUAUUGGCAUAGCAGAACUUAAUAGCGAACAUCCCAUAGCUUCCGCGAUAGUUAAGUAUGUCAGAGACGUUAUAGAAACUGAACUGAGCGGAAGAUGCACAAAUUAUCAAUCAGUUCCAGGCUGUGGCAUGAAAUGCAAAGUGUCUUUCAUUACUGAUACUUUGGUGAACGUUGCCAAGUCGACGAAGAUCAUGAACUUUGUCGACAGUUUGCAGAGUAAUUCGCCCGAUGCUUUACAGUUGAACGAAGUUCUCAUAGAUUUCGCUCCAGUAUCAUCACCACAGGAGAUCGCCGAUCCUGAAAAUGAAUCGAAAUUCAAUGCGGAAAAUCUCGAUCCGAACGAAGCUUUUGAAGUUUGCAUAGGAAACCGAGAAUGGAUGAGACGAAAUGCCGUGACCCUUCCGCCAGAAAUUGAAAAUCUCAUGAUCAAGGAAGAAAAUCUAGGACACACUGUUGUGUUAGCUGUUAUUGAUGGAGAAUUAUCUGCUGUAAUAAGCGUCGCUGAUUCUAUAAAACCUGAAGCUCACCUUGCCGUUUACACACUGAAGAAAAUGGGCUUUGAAGUAAUACUCCUCACUGGCGAUAACAAUGUCACGGCAAACACGAUAGCCAGACAAGUAGGAAUAGAUCAGGUAUUUGCAGAAGUCUUACCAUCGCAUAAAGUGCAAAAAAUACAACAACUACAGAGUCAGGGAAAAAAAGUAGCAAUGAUUGGUGAUGGUGUGAACGACAGCCCAGCCUUGGCUCAGUCAAACGUUGGCAUAGCUAUAGCGGCUGGAACUGAUGUAGCCAUCGAAGCUGCCGAUAUAGUGUUAAUGAGAAACGAUUUACUUGACGUGAUUGCCUGCAUUGAUCUCUCACGUGAAACAGUCAAGCGGAUCAGACUAAACUUUUUAUUCGCUAGUUUGUACAAUAUUAUUGGUUUGCCCAUUGCUGCUGGCAUAUUCACUCCUUUGGGUUUGAGAUUGCAACCUUGGAUGGCAACAGCAGCUAUGGCACUUAGUUCUGUAUCAAUAGUUGGAAGCUCGUUACUUUUAAAACUAUACAAAAAACCGACAACAAAAAAAUUGGAGACUGUAGAAUACAAAAGAAUUUCCCGACUUAAUUAUCGCAUGCAAAUAAUUAACAAAGCAGGUAAAACAUCCAUUAAUAGAUCGACCAUAAGUAUAUCCAGCUUAAAAUAAAGUGAUAUAAAGAAGAACUGACUGUUGAUGUAAAAUGCUGAACAAAGUGAAGCUUACAAAAAUCAGAUUUGUAAAGUUUAUUAAAUGCAGCGUGUACUGACUGUAACAAAUUACCUGCCAAUUUAUUUAUAAUUGGAUUGAUUGAAAUAAUCAUAACACACACACAUAUAUAUAUAUAUUAUAGCGUAAUAUAAAGACAGUGUUUUGUGUGUGUAUAUGUAUGCGUAUGCGUAUGCGUUAUGUUCCAAAUCAUCUUAAUAUUUUUUUAAGCAUAAAUAUUGUUAAUGUUAUUUUGUAAAAAUGUUCAAAAGCAAGAAACGAACAGAAACAUAUAUUUCGUACACUUCAAAUAAGGCAUUUUGAUGAGACAUAAUAUUUAAGAAAAAACUAUGGCUGUAAAUUUUUCAUAAUAAUUGUAAUUUCAUCGACCCAAAUAUUUUGUAAUAUUCUUUUAUAUAUAACUUAUAAAUGUAUGAUAUUUUUAAUAUUAAAUAUAUAAAAGAGAAUUCGGCUCCCUUUUUUCAGAGUUUUUCGGUGAGAUGUUCAACUUUGAAUUGACGCUCCUCUCGAGCCCUAUAAAAAAUAUAUAGGCGAGGAAUUCGGCGAUUAAGCAAGGUCACCAAAAAUCACUUCUAUAGGCCUUACUAGGGGUAAUUUCGCGCGCUGAAAAGAUUGCCCAUGGUCCCAGAGUGAUAUCUCAAAAAUUUUCAUUUAAAAAUUCGUAAUAUUAUAAAAGAGAAAAAGAAGUAUAUAAGAUAUAAAAGCAACAAAAAUUAUAGUUGAGAUUUAUGUAUUUGAAGAAUUCGAUUAUUUCAU
This is a messenger RNA of Phymastichus coffea, 4417 nucleotides long. RefSeq names its product copper-transporting ATPase 1 (gene ATP7). Bases 290 to 3601 code for a protein of 1103 amino acids. Gene Ontology annotation, molecular function: copper ion binding; P-type divalent copper transporter activity; ATP hydrolysis activity. Gene Ontology annotation, biological process: monoatomic cation transport; copper ion homeostasis. Gene Ontology annotation, cellular component: membrane. NCBI's taxonomy places the organism in Eukaryota, Metazoa, Arthropoda, Insecta, Hymenoptera, Eulophidae. The transcript is spliced from 3 exons. The record is from RefSeq and is a predicted model, not a curated record.